AGAGGGAAGGACUAAGGAGUGGGAAUUGGGAAAUGUUGGGAGUCACAACAACAUGGCUGCGGUCAAACGUCUUGGACAUGGCUCCGUCUUACUUGGUAGACUCAAUUUCCCAUACUAAUCCACCACCGCCCCCACCACCCACUUCGUCAACUUUCAGAAGUUUGAAGUUUGAAGUUUGAACACAUUCUAAUCUUUGAAAAUUCAAACCCUCCAUUUCCAUCUCCUCUCAUUCUCACCUGCCCCUUCCCCGUCCCCUAUCCUCUUGAGUCCCCAGUCCCAAAAAAAAACAAAAAUAACAACAGAAGCAAGUCAAUGCUUUUAUCCCCUUUCCACCUCGAUUAAACCGAAACAAUAUGGUCAGAUUUGUUUUUAAAAAAUACUUUUUAAAAAUGUUUUGCAUUUUUCCAAUAUGAAAGUUUGUCUUUUUAAUUUUCUUCUUCAAUAUGAGUUGUCAUCAUCUUUCAUUUAUUUAUUUUUUUUAAAAAGGGAAAUUUCCAUUUCAGUCUUAAAACUUUCUUUUUCUCCGAGUUCCCAUUUCAACACCUCGGCCUCUUUUAAAUUUCCGUGUCUCCUCGGGUGUGGAAAUUCUAGGGUUCCAUUCGUCAAUCACCUCUCUUCUUCCUCUGAAUUUCCAUGCUUCAAUUCUAAAUUCUCGUAUGCAGCUCUGAGAUGCUCUGCAAUUCCCUAAACCCUCACAAAAUUCACAGUCCAUGGAGGCCUCUCAGAGCACUAGUUCCAAUUCUCCCCCGCCCUUUCUCACCAAAACCUAUGAAAUGGUGGAUGAUCCCAUCACCGAUUCGAUCGUUUCGUGGAGUCAGGCUGGCCACAGCUUUGUUGUUUGGAAUCCCCCUGAGUUCGCCAAAGAUUUGCUCCCCAAGUACUUCAAGCACAACAACUUUUCCAGCUUUGUCAGGCAGCUGAAUACUUAUGGUUUCAGGAAGGCUGAUCCUGAGCAGUGGGAGUUUGCAAAUGAGGAAUUCAUUAGAGGUCAGAGGCACCUUUUGAAGAACAUACAUAGACGCAAGCCGAUUCAUAGCCAUUCCACACAAAAUCAGGUGGGCUCAGCACCAUUACCAGAAUCAGAAAAGCAGGAAUUUGAGGCUGAAAUUGAGAGGCUGAAACAUGAUAAGGGUGCACUUCUGUCGGAGCUACAGCGGUAUAAACAGGAGAAUCAGUUCUUUGAGUUUCAAACACAGUCUUUAGGAAAACGAGUGUUUAAUAUGGAACUCCGGCAAAGGAAAAUGAUGGCCUACUUAGCGCAAGUAUUGCAGAAACCCGGAUUUACUUCUAGUCUCAUGGCACAGUCAGAAAUUCAUAACAAAAAGAGAAGGUUAUUGAUGCCUAAUUACCUUUUUAAUGAAGCCAAUGUUGAAGAGAAUAUGGUAGUGACUUUCCAGAAAGAAAAGCCGGACACAAUUUCUGUUCAAGGGGAGAAUGUUGAGAUGAUUGAGAGUUUGGAAUCAUCUUUAAAUUUUUGGGAGAAUUUUCUCUAUGGGAUUGGUCAAGGCUCAGCAGAUGUAAUGGAUGGUUUUGGAACACUUUCCCAGCCUUCUCCACUCAUUAUUACAGAAAUGCAUUCAUCAUCAGAUCCAGACACAAGCACCCAGCCUUGCUCACCUAAAUCAUAUCCGUCAUCACCUCAUUCCAGGGAUAUUCACUCAUCACCAGAGUUGGCCAGGGCUACAAAUCAUGCGGACAGCCCUGCUAUUUCUUCUAUUUAUCUCAAUAUAGAUGGUUGUCCUAAAUCUUUGAGGAUUGAUGUCAAUUCAGAGCCCACUAAUGCUUCUGAGGUUGAGGCCUCAAAAGAAUGUGAAGGAGGGACAACUGCUGCUGGGGCAAAUGAUGUCUUCUGGGCACAGUUCCUGACAGAGACACCUGGUUCAUCGGAUGCACAGGAGGUCCAGUCAGAACGGAGGGACGCAUAUGGCGGCAAGGGUGACAGUAAGCCAGAUGACCACAGGAAAUAUUGGUGGGAUACAAAUAAUCUAGAUCAUCUUACUAAAAAAAUGGGUCAUCUUACUUCAUCUGAAAGAACUUAAUGUUGGUCCAUUCGUUUAACACUAGGUCUCAGUGGCUGGUUGUAUAUUAACUUAACUAAGAGGUAUGAUUACCUUGGUCCUAUAGUUACAGACUACAAGUUUUAGCCCUCACUGUUGUGGUGCAUGCCAGGUUCUUGCCAAUAAGUUUCUGAUGUUGCAAGAAAGUUUAUAUGUUCAUUAAUUUUUGUAUUUAUAUGAUAUCAGAUUAUAGGUUUUGUACAUUUUUCCAUCUAUCUAUACUUAUUUUUGACACA
Messenger RNA from Vitis vinifera (wine grape), 2293 nucleotides. Its product is annotated as heat stress transcription factor A-4b. The transcript has 2 exons. Bases 711 to 2039 code for a protein of 442 amino acids. Gene Ontology annotation, cellular component: nucleus. Gene Ontology annotation, molecular function: DNA-binding transcription factor activity; RNA polymerase II cis-regulatory region sequence-specific DNA binding. NCBI's taxonomy places the organism in Eukaryota, Viridiplantae, Streptophyta, Magnoliopsida, Vitales, Vitaceae. Gene Ontology annotation, biological process: regulation of transcription by RNA polymerase II. The record is from RefSeq and is a predicted model, not a curated record.